Opisthorchis viverrini is the source of this 1098-nucleotide messenger RNA. RefSeq lists its product as hypothetical. Gene Ontology annotation, molecular function: cysteine-type endopeptidase activity. The transcript is spliced from 8 exons. The coding region runs from base 49 to 1098 and encodes 349 amino acids. NCBI's taxonomy places the organism in Eukaryota, Metazoa, Platyhelminthes, Trematoda, Opisthorchiida, Opisthorchiidae. The record is from RefSeq and is a predicted model, not a curated record. Gene Ontology annotation, biological process: vacuolar protein processing.
UGCUGCGUCGUUAUUUGUUUCUCAUUGCGUUCUUGUUCUGCGUCGCACAUGUUGCAUGGGUGGAAGCUACCGGUGUCCACAAUUGGUCAUCUAUUUUUAACCAAGAACCGUCAACUAACUGGGCCGUCCUUAUCGCUGGUUCUAACACCUGGAAAAAUUAUCGACAUCAAAAAUCCGUUUCCAGGUCAAGUGUUCAAUGACUACGAGCUAGAAAAUGUUUACAAGGAUGUGGUAAUUGACUACCGUAGAAAAGGCGAACAAAACGCAAUCAAACUUAUUCCUUCAACUGAUCCUGGUGGAAAGUAUUUCCAAAAACUCAGUACUCGUUCAGCUAUAUUCUUCCAAUCUCAUACGAAUUUUCUUUUUAUUUAUGCUUUACUACAGCUCACUGCCACCCAACUGAACGAUGUCCUCGCAGACAUGCGUUCGAACAACAAGUAUAAUAAAUUGGUGUUUUAUUUGGAUGCUUGUUACUCUGGCUCUAUGUUCCACGAUAUUCUUCCUUCAGAUGCGGGAGUCUACGUGACAACCUCAGCCAACGAAAAUGAACGAAGUAGGGCUGUUUUUUGCAAUGACAAGCGAAUCAAUAUAUGUCUCGCGACCGAAUACUCGUAUGCCUGGAUUACGGAUUCGGAAUACAAAGACUUGAGAAAGCGUACGCUGGAUCAACAGUACGAGGAGGUAAAAAGGAGGACAGAAAAUAGUCACGUGAUGAAGUAUGGUGAGAUGACGACGGGAAGUCUCCCAGUUGGAAAGUUCCAAGGCCAAUAUGAUCUAUUGACGCACCGGAAUGAUGUGCCAAUAACAGUAUGUGUUCAGCGCAAUCUUCGACAUUUUGAAUGGUCUAUUGGAACAGUCAUUACUUACACCCCGAAUGUUUUAGAUAGUCAACUCUCAUCUCGGACGCAUUUGUUAACACUCUCCAGGCGCCUGAUGGAGGCUACAGCUGAGAAAGAACACGAAUUAGCUUGGCGAAAACUGCACCGGGCACUCCAGGUCCCAGAGGUAGCUGAGCACAACAACUCAUCAAUGGAGAUGUGCAAAGCCGGAUACGAGGCCGAAACCCUCAUCGAGGCUGUCCGCAGCGUCUGCGCCUAA